Messenger RNA from Kazachstania africana CBS 2517, 1923 nucleotides. It is a transcript of the gene DBF4, whose product is annotated as protein serine/threonine kinase activating protein DBF4. Gene Ontology annotation, cellular component: nucleus; Dbf4-dependent protein kinase complex. Bases 1 to 1923 code for a protein of 640 amino acids. The record is from RefSeq and is a predicted model, not a curated record. Gene Ontology annotation, biological process: positive regulation of nuclear cell cycle DNA replication; regulation of cell cycle phase transition. Lineage: Eukaryota; Fungi; Ascomycota; Saccharomycetes; Saccharomycetales; Saccharomycetaceae. Gene Ontology annotation, molecular function: protein serine/threonine kinase activator activity; nucleic acid binding; zinc ion binding. The transcript has a single exon.
AUGGUAUCACCUUCAAAAAAUGCACUUAGAUCGCCUCUAAAAGAAACUCACACGAAUUUAAAGACUCCUAGUCUAAUCAAUUUCGAAAAUAACAUGGAGUUAUCGAAGGCUAAACGAUCUUUGGAAAUUGCUAUACAGAAUAAUAGUAACGAGCAAUCUUCUAAUGAUCCUUUGAAAAAGAAACCAAAGAUUGAAAGAGGGAGAUCUAUAGAGGGCGCGGUGUUGGUAAGCAACACUGCUGCCUUGAGAAACAUGGAUCCAAAAGUUACACCAAAGGAAUUACUAGAUUGGCAAAAUAAUUGGAAGAAAAUUAUGAAACGUGAUACUAAGAUCUAUUUUGACACUACCGUGGAAAUUGAUAUCACUAAACAUGCAAAGAGAAGUCUCGAUAAGAAAAAAGAGUUAUUAAGACGCGCUUUUAUAUCCCUAGGGGCUCAAAUAACUCAAUUUUUUGAUACUACUGUCACUAUUGUCAUAACAACUAGAUCCACAGAUCAUAUAUCUUCACUGAAUGAUGCUGAUAUCUUGAAAAGAGCAAAAAGGAAUUAUAUGAAAGUAUGGGGCUACGAGAAGGCUGUCAGAUUCUUAAAAAAUCUAGAUGUCGAUUUCGACGAAGUUAUGAAGAAUAAACAACCCCUAAUAGCGACGCCAACAUUGUCAAAUUUAUUGGAAAAUGAAAAGUUAUAUGGUCCAACAGAUAGAGAUCCAAGGACGAAAAGAGAUGAUACACAUUAUUUCAAAUAUCCUCAUGUUUAUAUGUACGAUCUAUGGCAGACGUGGGCACCAAUAGUAACAUUGGAAUGGAAACCAAAUGAACUAACUAAUGACGAUGAUUUACCUUAUCCAGUUCUCAAAAUGGGUACUUUUGGUAGAUGCCCAUUUAUAGGGGAUAGGCAAUGUGAUGAAACUUCUUAUAAAAGAGUGUUGAAAAGAUUCGAGCGAGAUCAAAUUAAUAAGAAAUAUGCCCUAAGGUUACGUCAAUUGUAUCAAAAUCAUGCUGAACCAAACUCCGCCUUUGAUGAAGGUUUAACCAUCCUUCCACAUGCAUGCUGCGAUUCAAGACAAUCUUACAAUACGUGGCAAGAGACGAAAAAGCAAGUCACUGCUGAAAAGAGAAGAUACAAAGCAGUUAUAGAAUCAGAUUUUCAUGAUAAGGAACAUAUUAAAAAUGAUGAUUACAAAUCCGAACCAAAACCUUCUAAAAUACAUGAAUUCACUUCAGCUAUAGUCCAACCUAUAACCACUGAAGCUGCUAUGGUUGCAUCAACAAAUAUAAAUAGGGGAUCCGCAAACACUUCUUUACAAAAAGAACAUCCAACACCCCAAUUAAAGCAUCCAGUGCUGGCUUCAUUUAUUAGACAAGAAACGGAAGAAUAUCCUGAUGACCUAUGCACUGUGAAAAAACCAUCUAGAAUGCCAUAUGAAAUCAAGGCUAGUGGUGUCCAUCAGUCGAACGAUGUUGCUACCUCCUUUGGUAAUGGGUUGGGACCGACAAAGGCAAGUGUCAUGAGUAAAAAUCUGAAAAGCCUAAACAGAUUAGUGGUAGACAGAAGAUUGGGAACGUCAAACCUUAGAAAGGUCUCUCGUAAUAUCAAAAGUGGAUCCAAGGAACUUGAUCUUCCGGAAAAGCUUCUCGCCUAUACAUCACGCAAGGAAACGUCAUUCACGAAUACAGAAUUAAAGGCUAACACUGAAAGGGAAGAUAAAACCAAGGAGGAGAAAUCACUUAACGAAAACAUAAAGGUUGUAGUAGAACAUAAAGAGCAAGCACCUAAAAGCUCCGGGUACUGUGAAAAUUGCAGAGUUAAAUACUAUUCCUUAAAAGAGCAUAUGCUAACCGAAAGACACGUUUCAUUUGCAGACAAUAAUUUGAAUUUUGAAGCAAUUGAUAGUCUAGUAGAGAAGCUACAAUUUCAAUUUUAG